GAGCGCGCGCGAGAGAGAGGGAGGACACACGACCCAGCAAAGCGGGCAGGGCAGGGCAGCCAUGGCGCUGCCUCACCCCAACCUCAUCAUCGCCCUUCUCCCCCUCCUGUAGACACCCAUCAUUGCACUCCACUCCCCCACCCCGAUCGUGUCGUCGUGUCCCUCUCGCCCUCUCCCACUUCGACCCCCUUCUCCUGUCCUCCCUCGUCUUCUUGCUCCUGCACCGCGCGCCCACGCCCCAGCCCACGCUAUAUAUAUUGCCACCCGCGCGCCGUCGGCUUCCAGCUCGGUCCCGACCUCACCGCCACCGCACAGUACUUCUCCUGACUUCAGAGCCAUGGUAAACGCCUUCUUCGCGACCCUGGCGCGGGGGCUGGACGACCUCAGCGGCGCGGGCGGGCUGUCCUCGCUGCCGGCGCUGCUCCGGGCGGCGGCGCUGCUCAGGGGCCUGCACUCGCAGCUCAUGGUGCUCGUCGGCCAGCUCCACCUGCCGCCCGGCGGCCGGUGGCUGGACGAGUACAUGGACGAGACCGCGCGCCUCUGGGACGCCUGCCUCGCCGUCAAGCUCGGCCUCGCCGCCGUCGAGCGCUACUGCGCCGCCGCGUCCUGCGCCGCCGCCGCCCUCGACGACUGGCUCCAGGACCCUUCCCCCCUCUCCACUCGCCAGGUGAUGAGGGCGAUCUCGGCGUCGAGGAGGGAGGCCAUGGCGGCGGAGGAGGAGAACCGGGCGCUGUCCGAGUCGAGGAUCGCGCCGCUGUCCCUGCAGCUGGACGAGCGGCGCGCGGCCGACGCCAGGCUCAGCGGCUUCAACGGCUUCCGCGGGCUGCUCUACGCGCUGCACAACGCCAGCUCCCUCCUCCUGCUCAUCCUGGCCGGCGGCGCCGUCGCCGGGUCCCCGCGCUCGUCCUCCGACGGCGCGGACAGCAGCCGCAGCGACGACGGGUUCAUGUCCUCCAUCGCGACGCUGCAGAAGCGGAUGGCGGAGGAGGCCGCGGGCGACGACGGCGACGGCGCGCCGGGGAUGAUCAGGAUGCAGGAGCUGCGGCGCGCGCGCGCGGCGGCGGAGGCGGCGCGGGAGGAGGUGGAGCGCGCGGCAGCUGCCGGGGGCAAGUGCGGCGGCGCCGUGAAGGACAAGGCCGGGGAGCUGAAGGCGUGGCUGGAGGUGCUCCGCGCCGGCACGGACGGGCUGGCGUGCCAGCUAGACGACUUCCUGGACGACAUUGUGGAGGGCCGCAAGGAGCUCUCCGACCUCUGCAGCCACUGACGACCGAGCCGAUCGUCGACCGCCCAGCCCGAUCGAUGGUGAUGAUGGUGGUUCCUGUCGCCUGCCUGCCUGGUGGCAACGCGUGGUGGUGGUGGUGUACAAGUAAAGCAAUGCUGCUCCGACCCAUAAGUGGCAGCAGUACGUAGGCGUCGUAGGCGUCUUUUGCAAUGCCGGUCUGGGAUCGGAGAGUGGAGUGGAGUGUCGCAGCGUUUUGUUCAGGUCAUCAUGUUGUUGCUCUGCGACUUCCUUUCUCGCUGCCUGGCUGGUGUACCCUGUACGUACGUGCGUGCUAUGCUGUGUGUGUCUGAGUGUCUCUCUCACCCAUGCAAGUAGAGUGUACGUACUACUAGCAGAGACAUGAUGGGGUCGAGACCCGAGAGAGAGAUGUUCGCAAGAAAAGGCUAGUUUGUAGUA
Triticum dicoccoides is the source of this 1678-nucleotide messenger RNA. RefSeq lists its product as uncharacterized. The coding region runs from base 338 to 1264 and encodes 308 amino acids. NCBI's taxonomy places the organism in Eukaryota, Viridiplantae, Streptophyta, Magnoliopsida, Poales, Poaceae. The transcript is spliced from 2 exons. The record is from RefSeq and is a predicted model, not a curated record.